This is a messenger RNA of Podarcis lilfordi (Lilford's wall lizard), 501 nucleotides long. The record is from the annotation of a GenBank genome assembly. NCBI's taxonomy places the organism in Eukaryota, Metazoa, Chordata, Lepidosauria, Squamata, Lacertidae.
AUGAAGAGAGACGAACGGCGAUGGGAGAUCUUACCUGGAGGUUUGGUAGAGAAGCCCGGUAGGUUAGAGCAGCAUCGAUCCUAUCUGUUCGCUGAUGAAUGGGGGCUCGGGUUAAGUGAAGGUGCCUAUGAUUUGAAAUCAUUCCAAGUUUUUGAAGGGAAGACUGACUGCAGCCUCUGCCAUGUUGGAAUUUCAAACCCAAAACAGCUGCUUCGCAAAGAGCCAGCAUGCCAGCAGCUGAACGCCUGCGCAGAGCGCCGCCGAGCCAAAUUCAAAUCACUUUCACACUCGGAGCCAAAGAUCAGUUUUCAAAAAAGAGAGAGAGAAGAAGAAGAAGGUGGGGGGGGGAUAUCGGGAGGGAGAGAGAGAGAGACAGAGACGCACCAGAUUCAUGGGCAAGAAGAGGAGGAGAGGAAGCUCAAUGGCCGCGCGCUACUGCCGCCGCCGCCGCACCACCACCACCACCAGGCCCCUGGCUACACAGGUCAGGUUACAUGGUAG